AUGAAUAAAAAAGUUACACAAUAUGGUUUUUUAGCGUCUGGUGAACGUUUUCAACGAUUGCACUACCAUUUUCGUUUGGGAGCUACAACCAUUGGAAUAAUUGUUGAUUCUGUAUGCUCGGCGAUAUGGAAAUUACUAUCUCCUAUUUAUUUGCCAUCGCCGAAAAAAGAAGACUGGAUAAAAAUAGCAAACGAUUUUAAUGAAAUAUGGAAUUUUCCAAAUUGUGUUUGUGCAAUUGAUGGUAAACAUAUUUCUAUUAUUUGUCCUCCUGGUGCCGGUUCGGAGUAUUACAAUUAUAAGGGCUAUCAUUCAAUUGUACUACAAGCGGUAGUCGAUGCUCACGCAAAGUUUGUUGUAAUAGACGUUGGUGAUUAUGGUCGAUCUAGUGACAGUGGGAUUUUUAAAGAAUCUUUAUUUG
Messenger RNA from Myzus persicae (green peach aphid), 418 nucleotides. RefSeq names its product putative nuclease HARBI1. Lineage: Eukaryota; Metazoa; Arthropoda; Insecta; Hemiptera; Aphididae. The transcript is spliced from 2 exons. The record is from RefSeq and is a predicted model, not a curated record. The annotation marks the transcript as partial.